Pseudo-nitzschia multistriata is the source of this 1043-nucleotide messenger RNA. Lineage: Eukaryota; Bacillariophyta; Bacillariophyceae; Bacillariales; Bacillariaceae. The record is from the annotation of a GenBank genome assembly.
CGACUAGAACAGUAGUSUCCAACCAUUGCAACACACUCGACGCGACACAACGCAACGACGAAAAUGACGAAACGCCAUGGUUGGAAGCACGACUGUUUCGAACCGCUGACAAUKGACGACUAUCUCGACGGAUGCGRCAGCMACUUGUUUCCCUCCGAGAACCACGGCGAYGCGAGUUUCACGGGGGUYUGGCAGUCGUCWCCUUUGUUUCUAGUUUGGCUGGAGCACAACUGGUCCAAAAUCGUGGAAGCAGCGACCGCGACGACUCCUCCUACCUCGGUGCCGUUUUCUAUUUUGGAACUGGGAUCCGGCACCGGCUUUUUGGGGAUCCAUUUGGCAUACAACCUGCAGCAGACCCUGGCGGGAGCUGCAUGCCAGGAAUCGAAUCCCACGCACCGGUACAAGGUAACCCUCAGCGAUACCCCCAGAAGYGGAGCCUAUUUCUGGACAAAGGCCAACCUGGAAAAGGCGCUGCGCGGGCAAGAACGAGAGCAAGGAGACGGCGACGGGGGAGAAGAAAAGAAGGAAGCAYUCGAUUGCGGGGAGAGAAGAACACUUGCUGGGAUUUCAAGCSAGAACCUUUGCGUGAUACCCUUCGACUGGGCCUGCCAAGAACAACGCCGGGCCGUCUCGACGCAGAUGGACGACUGGGAUCUGGUGAUCGGAACGGAUCUGAUCUACAGCGAAGAAGGCUGCCACUACCUGGUGCAAGCCAUGGCGAGCCUACUGAACGAGUCGCCGCCGUCUCCAUCGCCGGCAGCGGCAACAGCAGCAGCAGCAGCAGGGAGAAGGCGCAAAAGGAGGAUUUUGUACGGCCACACGUCGGGCCGGAUCGAAGGGCUCGAUCAAAAGUUCGAAAGCGAUCUUUCUGGCCGGGGGCUGCGAUGGACUGUUUUGGAACGCAUCCCGUUGCCGUCAUGGAGCGAGCGCUUUACGACCAUAUACGAUAUACAGCUCUAGUAGCAAGUUGCUACGCACGAAGUAGUAGACAAYAUUGUACGCACUUUCGUCAACGAAACUGCCAACAAAGGAUUUUAAUUCAU